Messenger RNA from Penicillium canescens, 3076 nucleotides. Its product is annotated as glycoside hydrolase family 35 protein. Lineage: Eukaryota; Fungi; Ascomycota; Eurotiomycetes; Eurotiales; Aspergillaceae. Gene Ontology annotation, biological process: carbohydrate metabolic process. Bases 41 to 3076 code for a protein of 1011 amino acids. The transcript is spliced from 6 exons. The record is from RefSeq and is a predicted model, not a curated record. Gene Ontology annotation, molecular function: beta-galactosidase activity. Gene Ontology annotation, cellular component: vacuole.
GUUAAUUGUGAGUGAAUUGUGAAUUGUCGAGGCUGGAAUUAUGAAGCUCUCGUCUACUUGGGCCAUUGCCUGUUUGGCGGUCCAGGCUGCUGGUGCUGCUAUCAGCCAUCAAUUGAAUGGGUUGACGAUCACCGAGCAUUCGGAUCCUGUUAAGCGGGCGUUGCUUCAGAAAUAUGUGACAUGGGAUGAGAAGUCUAUCUUCGUCAAUGGCGAGAGGAUCAUGUUGUUCAGUGGUGAAGUCCACCCAUUCCGUCUGCCUGUUCCAUCUUUGUGGAUUGAUGUCUUCCAAAAGGUCAAGGCUUUAGGAUUCAACUGUGUUUCUUUCUAUGUUGACUGGAAUCUGCUGGAGGGCAAACCCGGGCAAUAUACCGCCGAGGGAAUCUUUGCGCUAGAGCCUUUCUUUGAUGCCGCCAAAGAGGCUGGUAUCUAUCUCCUUGCUCGUCCUGGUCCCUAUAUCAAUGCCGAAGCAUCGGGUGGCGGUUUCCCAGGCUGGCUUCAGCGUGUGAAUGGAACGCUGCGAACUAGUGAUGAGGCUUACCUCAAGUCAACUGAUAACUACAUCGCCAAUGUCGCUGCAACAAUUGCCAAAGGCCAAAUCACAGAAGGCGGUCCGAUCAUUCUGUAUCAGCCCGAAAACGAGUACAGCGGUGCCUGUUGUGGAUACAAUGGUUUCCCAGAUGCAGUCUACAUGCAGUAUGUCGAGGACCAAGCGCGCAAUGCUGGUGUCGUCGUGCCACUGAUUAGCAAUGAUGCCUGGGCUGGUGGUCACAACGCACCUAGCACUGGCAAGGGAGCGGUUGAUAUCUACGGUCAUGAUAGCUACCCCCUCGGCUUUGACUGUGCCAACCCUUCUACUUGGCCCUCUGGUAACUUGCCCACUGGGUGGUAUCAAACGCACAUGAAGCAAAGCCCUGCGACUCCCUACUCUCUGGUUGAAUUCCAAGGUGGAGCGUUUGAUCCCUGGGGAGGGGUUGGGUUCACGAAGUGUGCUGCUCUUUUGAACCAUGAGUUUGAGAGAGUGUUCUAUAAGAAUAACCUCAGUUUCAGGGUUGCUUUCCUGAACCUGUACAUGAUCUUUGGUGGUACCAACUGGGGUAAUCUUGGUCACCCAGGUGGCUAUACUUCGUAUGAUUAUGGCUCUCCCAUUACCGAGUCUCGAAAUAUCACCCGCGAGAAGUACAGUGAGCUUAAGUUGAUUGGAAACUUUGCUAAGGCGUCUCCGGCAUACUUGCUAGCGACACCAGGAGCCUUGACUACUUCCACGUACACUACAUCGUCUGAUAUUGCCGUGACACCCCUGCUCGGUGGUAACAGCACAGCUUCUUCCUUCUUCGUGGUCCGACACAAUGACUAUUCAAGCCAAGCUUCAGUUGACUACAAGCUCAAGGUUUCUACUAGCGCUGGCUCAGUCACAAUUCCCCAGCUUGGUGGAAGCUUGACUCUCAGUGGUCGUGAUUCCAAGAUCCAUGUUGUUGACUAUGAUGUUGCGGGAACCAACAUCCUCUACUCUUCCGCUGAAGUGUUUACCUGGAACAAGGUUGGUAAAUCCAAGGUGCUUGUACUGUACGGCGGCCCUGGUGAACACCACGAGCUGGCAGUCACUUCCACGUCCAAGGCAUCUGUUGUCGAGGGGUCCUCGUCGGGUAUCACCACCAAGCAGGUUGGAACGGCCGUCGUGAUCGGCUGGGAUGUCUCCACCACUCGUCGUAUUGUCGAAGUGGGCGACUUGAAGGUUUUGCUUCUUGACCGUAACUCUGCCUACAAUUACUGGGUCCCUCAGGUUCCGGCCUCAGGUACUAGCCCUGGCUAUAGCACCCAAAAUGCCGCCGCCUCAGCUGUCAUUGUCAAGGCCGGCUACCUUGUGCGAACUGCCUAUCUGAAGGGCAGCGACCUUCAUCUCACGGCCGACUUCAACGCCACCACACCCAUCGAGGUGAUCGGCGCGCCAUCCAACGCAAAGAACCUAGUUAUCAACGGCAAGAAGGCCCAAGUCAAGGUCGACAAGAACGGAAUCUGGUCUAGCAGCGUCGCAUACAGUGCACCCAAGAUCAAGCUCCCAACACUCAAGAGUCUGAAGUGGAAAGCCAUUGACACCCUCCCCGAGAUCCAAAACACAUACGAUGACUCUAAGUGGGUUGCUGCCGACCACGCCAGCACCAAAAACAACGUCCACGCCCUCCAGACCCCAACCUCCCUUUACUCGUCCGACUACGGCUUCCACACCGGAACCCUAAUCUAUCGAGGCCACUUCACCGCCACGGGUGAUGAAAAGACCUUCUUCGUGCACACCCAAGGCGGCUUAGCAUUCGGCAGCUCAGUCUGGCUAAACGAGACACACAUUGGGUCCUGGGGCGGAAUCUCCAUCAACAGCGACCACAACGCAACAUACACCCUCCCAACCCUAACAAAGGGCAAGACCUACGUGUUCACAAUAGUCGUGGACAACAUGGGCCUGAACGAAGACUGGACCGUCGGCUCAGAGGAAAUGAAACUCCCCCGCGGUAUAAUCAACUACAAUCUCUCCGGCCAAUCCGCCGACGCCAUUACCUGGAAAUUGACUGGCAACCUUGGCGGCGAGGAUUAUAUCGACAAAGUCCGCGGUCCACUCAAUGAAGGCGGUCUCUACGCCGAACGCCAGGGCUUCCAUCAGCCUUCGGCACCAACCAAGGAUUGGAAAUCGGGUAGUCCCUUCGACGGCCUCUCAGCGCCUGGAAUCAAAUUCUACAGCACGAGCUUCGAUCUCGAUAUCGAGAAGGGCUGGGAUGUUCCCCUAUACUUCAAUUUCGGAAAUAGCACGGCAUCGCCUGCUGCUUAUCGUGCCCAGCUUUAUGUCAAUGGCUACCAGUAUGGUAAGUAUGUGAACAAUAUUGGGCCUCAGACUAGCUACCCUGUUCCCGAGGGAAUUUUGAACUAUCGCGGGAGCAACUAUAUUGCUUUGAGCUUGUGGGCUCAGGAAGAUGAUGGUGCUAAAGUGGAGAGUUUGGAGUUGGUUUAUACUACUCCUGUGUCGACGGCAUUGGAUGAGGUUGAGGCGGCCGGGCAGCCGAAGUAUUCGAAGCGGAAGGGGGCUUAUUAG